AAAGCAGCAUUCGAUAGCCCGAGGAGGGAACGUGUAUAUGCCGCACUGUCUGAGUUCGGUAUCCCUGCAAAGCUAGUGCGACUUUGCAGAAUGACGUUGAGCAACACUCGUAGCUCCGUCAAGGUAGGAAAGGACCUCUCCGAACCCUUUGAUACCGUUCGAGGUUUCAGGCAAGGCGAUGCCCUCUCGUGCUAUCUCUUCAACUUCCUGCUGGAGAGUGUGGUGCGCAAAGCUGGUGUACACCGAGGCGGAACGAUCUUUUUUAAAAGCGUUCAGCUUCUUGCGUACGCUGAUGAUAUAGACAUUAUCAGCCGUACCAGGAGAGGCGUCACCGGAGCAUUUGCGGCUAUUGAGAAGGAAGCUGCAAAAGGACACGCGGCAACCAGACUCCCAGAUCGCGGUGGAAAACUAUACUUUCGAAAUGGUGAAAGAUUUUAUGUAUCUUGGCACCACUGUCACAGCAACCAACGAUGUCAGCCUAGAAAUCAAAUGGAGAUUAACUCUAGCCAAUCGAUGCUACUUCAGCCUCAGUAGGCAAUUGAGUAGCAGAGACCUUUCCCGAAAAACCAAGCUAACGCUCUACAAGACGCUCAUCCUCCCCGUGCUGCUUUA
Molecule: messenger RNA, 612 nt
Organism: Scaptodrosophila lebanonensis
Lineage: Eukaryota; Metazoa; Arthropoda; Insecta; Diptera; Drosophilidae
Exons: 2
Coding region: 91-534 (147 amino acids)
Source: RefSeq, a predicted model, not a curated record